Odocoileus virginianus texanus is the source of this 1185-nucleotide messenger RNA. It is a transcript of the gene C1QA, whose product is annotated as complement C1q A chain. NCBI's taxonomy places the organism in Eukaryota, Metazoa, Chordata, Mammalia, Artiodactyla, Cervidae. The record is from RefSeq and is a predicted model, not a curated record. Gene Ontology annotation, molecular function: protein binding.
AGAGCCCAACAGAGGGGUCCCACAGAGGGACCCAGGAGGUGACAGUCAGCUGUCUGUCCUCCAGUGGGUGCUAAGAGGUUCCACGUGUGGGGAGGAGGGAGCAGAUGUGUGUGUCAGCUGUUUGUGAAUUCCAGUGUGGAUGUGCAACUCUGCCAUCUGGGUGAGAGAGUGUUAAUUAAACAGGGAGCGGGCACUCAAUAAAUAUUUAUUCAAAGGAACCGAUCAUCUGUAGGGAGUGUAUGACUGUGUGUGUCCAGCGGGACCAUGGAAGCCCCCCGGGGCUGGCUGGUGAUCAGCGUGCUGGCCAUCUCCCUGGCCUCCUCCACGACCCAGGACGUGUGCCGAGCCCCGGCCGGGAUUGAUGGGAAUGCAGGGAUACCUGGCCGACCCGGACGGCCAGGCCUCAAGGGGGAGCGAGGAGAGCCGGGGGCCCCUGCCAUCCAGACGGGCAUCCGUGGCCUUAAAGGAGACCAGGGCGACCCUGGACCACCUGGAAAUCCAGGCAGAAUGGGCUACCCAGGACCCGCUGGUCCCAUGGGGUCCCCUGGCCUCCCGGGGUUGAAGGGCACCAAAGGGAACCCCGGAAACAUCAAGGACCAGCCGCGGCCAGCCUUCUCGGCCGUGAGACCGAACCCUCUGACGAGAGACAACGUGGUCAUCUUCGGAGAGGUCAUCACCAACCAGGAGAAUGUGUACCAGAACAACACGGGCAGGUUCCACUGCUCUGUCCCAGGCUACUACUAUUUCACCUUCCAGGUGGUGUCCAAGUGGGACCUCUGCCUGUCCAUCAGGUCUUCUCGGAGGGGCCAGAUCCAGCCCUUGGGCUUCUGUGACUUCAACAGUAAGGGAUUCUUGCAGGUGGUGUCUGGAAGCACGGUGCUGCAUCUCCAGCAGGGAGACCAGGUCUGGAUUGAAAAAGAUGCCAGUAAGGGCCGCAUUUACCACGGCCCAGAGGCCGAUAGCAUCUUCAGUGGCUUCCUCAUCUUCCCAUCCACUUGAGCAGGGAAGACCCCCGCCCCUGGUCCCCACCGUGGCCACUGCAUCCAGCUGUGUGACCCUGGGCCACUCACUCCAGCUCUCUGGCCAUCUCUGCUCUGCCCUAUCGAGUGGGUGUUCUGUUGCUUUAGCUGCCUGAACGGAGAUCAUGUCUUAGAACUCUUCCUGGAAUAAAUAUCUGAAUCCACA